Messenger RNA from Arthroderma uncinatum, 2892 nucleotides. RefSeq lists its product as uncharacterized. The transcript has 4 exons. NCBI's taxonomy places the organism in Eukaryota, Fungi, Ascomycota, Eurotiomycetes, Onygenales, Arthrodermataceae. The record is from RefSeq and is a predicted model, not a curated record. Bases 1 to 2892 code for a protein of 963 amino acids.
AUGGCGGAAAACCCAGAUCCCUUCGAAGAUGAGCGCGCCAGCCGCAUGAAGGCACUCCAAAUGGUAGGUUAUUUCAUUGUGACCUCCAUCUGGGGAUUGGGUAGUAUAUGGCUGAUAUGGGACUUCCUCAAAAUAAAGGCCGACUUAGGCACUGCACGGCGUGAACAUAUAUCCACUGUUGAUCGUCCGAACAAGCUCCAUCGAAUAGAUAUCCAGCAAAUCGAGGCCACUCGAGACUCAAACAAAGAGGGUACAGCGGCUUACAUGAUUGCUGAGGCUAAUAGGGAGAAGUUGAAUAGCUGGGCUACUUUUCAUGAAACCCUCGAGGAGAACCAUGAUGCCGAAAACUUAGACCCGUUGUUAGAUGGACAAACUCAUCGAAUGGGUUUAGAAGCCCGGGUGAAAGAAGGUGCGCUCGGGGCCGCAGGCAACGCGAACAGAGGCAGAAUGCCUACCCGCGGCGGUCUGAGUAGUGGUCGGGGAGGAGGUGCCAUAGGAGGCCACGCACGCAGAGUGGCAGAUCGGUCAACGGUGAUCUCUACUCCCCCGACAGGGCCAAUGGGUAGAGGUGGUAUCACGAAACAUGAUCCGCGUCGAUUGACUCCUCCAAACUUCCGUCCAGCAACUAAGGCUUCCAUUGCGCCCCUUCCAAAGAAGUUAUCGGACCCAUCUAAAGAUUGCAAUAACCCCUCUGAUUCUCAUGGAAGAUCAGAGAGAAAGAGAUACAAUGCGUCAAAAAAUCUGCCCCCAGUUACAAAGGCGAGGCGCCCUGUCUUUGCUGCUCCCCCGAAUGUCAAUUUCGAGUCAUUGCUAGCUGAUGGAGAUGAUUUCAUGGCUGCUAUUCCUGGAGCACAGACUCCUACUGCCGUCAAGCCAGCACAGCCACCAGUUUUUCCUAAGGAGGCUCCUGUCAUGAGUGGAAAUAUGUCAGCUGCACCAUCUGCCCCCCAGGUCCGUUCAAUUCUUCCUGUCAAACCAGCCCCAGUGGUCAAGGAAGUUCCUACGCAGCCAGCUAUGCCAAUUGCAAAGCCAAUUGCACCAGCACCAUCAAAACCGGCGGCAGCGCCUAAGCCGGUUACGACCCUAAGAAUAGAUGUAUUUACAAAUCCUUCCGAGAAUUGUGAUAGCCAGGGAGCUGACGCUGUGGCACUAAAGACAGACCAUGGGUUUGGUUCCUACCUUCCCCAGCCUCAGCGAAUGAUGCAUUCAGAAGAUCACGAUGAUGACGAUCUUCUCCUGUACAUUUCCUCCGAGGAGCCGGUCGCUGCGUUCCCUGAGAAGAAAGAUAAAGUCCAAGCCAGGCAAGAGGAUACUGGAGCCAGCCUCCUUGACACAAGUAAUGAGCCAGAAGGACCCAGACGCACAGCAGCCCAACAAACCCGAUUUGAACUUAACGAAAUGAAACCAGAAGAAGAGUUAAGUGCUGUCGAACAAGAGCUACUAAGGAUAACCAAGCUCCUUUCCAAUCAGUCAGUGCUAGACCCAGACGUGGUAAUAUACCUUCAGGAGCGAAAAGACCACCUUGAAAAAGAGUUAUCAGUCAAGCAGAUCCCGGCAGUUGAAAAGGAGCCAGCAGAUGGGAAUACAAAGGCAACUGGCCAACAUACCAUGCCAGACGUUCCACAACACACUCAGCUAUAUCCAACCCCCUCUCAGCCCGUAUCUACAGCGCCCACAGUAGCUAACCCUGAAAACUUACAACAGCCAGCACCUUCCAAUGCCAGUACUAACGUUAGUAAGGUUGCUACCGGUGGCCCAGCUAUCAAAAUAGCUGGAUAUACGGAUGCACAAACCAAGGUUCAGCCAGAUGAUAAAACAGCCGCUCUUAGUCAAAAUUUCGAAGACGAUCUUAAGUCACUGGAGAUAAAAGAGGUGAAGGCUCAAGAUCCAAAGGUGAAGAAUGGGAACAACUCCAACUGGGACCCUGUUCCAGAGACACCAGCAACCAGUAUCUCGAAUACCCUUCCCACAAACCCCAGCGAGCCUCCCCUUAUCAUCGGCGACCAUCUUCUACCUGGGAGAUCGGUAGAGCCAAUAUGGCCAUACAAUAUUAAAUCCAAACCAACCAAGAAAUAUGAACCAAAGGAGAACAAAUACGUACCUACCCCAUUUAUGGCGGCAAACCCGUUUCCGGCAACCCCUACUUCAUGCGCUCCAGGCCCUAUAUUUGAUUCUACAUGGAUGCAAAGCUAUACCCAAGCGUCCACAUUUAACCUGACGUCUGCAUUCAAUCCAUCCCCUCCAUUGAGCCAGCCUUUAACUUUUACCUACCCUCCAGCUCCUGGUACUACGUUUGCUCCCGUCCCUACUUCGUUCCAUACACCUGCGCCUGUUCCUGCAUUUGCUCCAGCCCACAAAUCUGGAACCACCCCAAUUAUCAAUACUACCGAUACAGCUCCUACAGCUCCAAAAUCGCGGUUCAAAAUGAGGGAUAAGCCUUAUAUCCCAGAGUCUGCUGCCACAUUACAGUAUUCAGGCAAGUUGGCCGCUGAGCGAAAUAAAAUGCCAACUACUCCUAUUAGGGAUACAAACGAAAACAUAAGCCCAGCUACAAAGUUUGCUGCUUUCCAGCCCAUUCAGCCUGGUCAGAAAAAUGAGAUCCACAGCAGAAACUCAUCCUCUUCGCUUUCACCCGCGGCACCCACCUUUCAACCACUCGCAUCGGCACGAGACCCAAAUUCCUUUGGGUUUGAUCCAUUGAAUCAGGGGCGUAAUACGACCAGCCAACAUUCCAAUUUCUCUUCCACUGCACCUGUUGCACCCCAAGAGCCGAAGAACCUUUUCGUUGCCGAAAUGGCAAAGCAUGGAGUAUCAGUUACUGGAGUGCCAAUAACCACUGCCGCUCCUGAAAAGAAGAAAUAUGGAGUUGAAAGCUCCAAGUACGCGCACUGA